Messenger RNA from Eruca vesicaria subsp. sativa (arugula), 1456 nucleotides. The record is from the annotation of a GenBank genome assembly. NCBI's taxonomy places the organism in Eukaryota, Viridiplantae, Streptophyta, Magnoliopsida, Brassicales, Brassicaceae.
AUGGCGAUUACUCCGUUGGCGCAUCUUAACGAGUUAACAAUUUCAUCCUCGUCUUCUUCAUUUCUUACGAAAUCAAUCUCCCGGAGUACUACAGUCACUGAAUUUGGCGGCGGCUUCCCAAAACGAAGAAACUGUUCAAAGUCCAAAUCUUUACGGUUGAGAUGCUCCUUCUCUCCGUUGGAGACUGCCAAGAUCAAGGUGGUCGGUGUCGGCGGUGGCGGUAACAACGCCGUCAAUCGCAUGAUCUCCAGCGGUUUACAGAGCAUUGAUUUCUAUGCGAUAAACACAGACUCUCAAGCUCUCUUACAGUCCUCUGCGCAAAACCCACUUCAAAUUGGAGAGCUUUUAACACGUGGCCUUGGUACUGGUGGGAACCCGCUUUUAGGAGAACAAGCUGCAGAAGAAUCUAAAGAUGCUAUUGCUAAUGCUCUUAAAGGAUCUGAUCUUGUUUUCGUUACUGCUGGUAUGGGUGGUGGCACUGGCUCUGGUGCUGCUCCUGUUGUUGCUCAGAUUUCUAAAGAUGCUGGUUAUUUGACUGUUGGUGUUGUUACUUAUCCUUUUAGCUUCGAAGGUCGUAAAAGAUCUUUGCAGGCGUUGGAAGCCAUUGAGAAGCUGCAGAAGAAUGUGGAUACGCUUAUUGUGAUUCCAAAUGAUCGCCUGUUAGAUAUUGCUGAUGAGCAGACACCUCUUCAGGACGCUUUUCUUUUAGCAGAUGAUGUGUUACGUCAGGGAGUUCAAGGGAUCUCGGAUAUUAUUACUAUACCUGGGCUGGUCAAUGUUGAUUUUGCGGAUGUGAAGGCGGUUAUGAAAGAUUCUGGAACUGCAAUGCUUGGGGUAGGUGUUUCUUCCGGCAAGAACCGAGCACAAGAAGCAGCUGAGCAAGCCACUUUGGCUCCAUUGAUUGGAUCAUCCAUACAAUCAGCUACUGGUGUUGUUUACAACAUUACCGGUGGAAAAGAUAUUACUUUGCAGGAAGUGAACCGAGUAUCUCAGGUGGUGACAAGUUUGGCAGACCCAUCAGCCAACAUCAUAUUUGGAGCUGUUGUGGAUGAUCGCUACACGGGAGAGAUUCACGUAACGAUAAUCGCCACGGGCUUCUCACAGUCUUUCCAGAAGACUCUUCUCACUGAUCCAAGAGCAGCUGCACUACUCGACAAAAUGGGAUCAACAGGUCAACAAGAAAACAAAGGAAUGUCUCUGCCUCACCAGAGGCAGUCUCCUGCAACUAUCAACACCAAACCAUCUUCUCCCCGUAGACUUUUCUUCUAGUACUUUUUUCGUUUUUUUUUAAGCACAUUCCUUUAUCAAAAAAUGUAACGAUCUUCAGGCUCAAAUAUCAGUACUGUUGAUUUUGCUUCAAAUUAUUGUCUCAAAAUCAAAACUAAUAUAUCAGUGUCAUAUUAUGCUAACCCAAACGUCAUUUGAUAAACCAAUUUUCAGACAUUCUAGCUGGGUA